AUGUCAGAUGAUAUAUUAAUAACUAAACAUGAUGCAAAACAUAAUGCAUUAUAUUCAUAUAUGGGAAUUAGAUUAUUAUUAUAUAUAUUUUUUUUCAUUUUAAAUAUUUUCCAAGCUUAUGUUGAGGGGAGAACAAUGGUAAAAAAAAAAAAUAAAUAUGGCACUAGAUUUUUUAUUUAUUUAUCAAUGUCAAUAUUUUGUUUUAUGCGUUCAUUAUCCACAAUUUUAUUUUACCAAAAUCCAACUGGUAUCACUGUUGGUAGUAUUGGAUUUUUCUUCUCCUCAAUUGGUACAAUUUGUGUAUUUUGUGAAUGGGUUUUUAUUCUUCACUUUUGGUUACUUAUAAUGUAUUCAUUUUUUGUAUCUGAUGAUAUUAGAGUAAAUAAUUUAAAACCAGUAAAUAUUGCAACUGUUAUAUUUAUAAUUGUUUUAUUAUGUUACCAAACAUUUAUUUGUGUUGGUAGUUUAACAAUGGAUUUAAAAUUUGGUCAAGGUGUUGGAUUUUUAUUAUUAUUAUUAAUUUAUUCAAUAAUGAUUAUAUCAUUUGGUAGUGCAUUAUUAAGAAGUUUAAAAAAACAUAAAAAGAAUACAUCAUUUGAACAUUUUCAAGAUAUGAUUUUUAAAACUAAAGUUUUAUUAGUAACUUUAAUCCUAACAUUUGUAUGUACAUUUGUUGAAGAAUUAGUAUUCAAUUUUCAAUUUGAUUUUUCAUUAAAAAAUAAAAUUUGGUGGUUAUUCUUUACACAAUUAAUUGAUACAACACAAAUGAUAGUUGUAAUGUUUGUCUUGGCAAAUUUUAAAUUUCAAAAUUAUUUAUUAUUUAGAAAAGUUAAAACAACUUCAUUUAGUGAUAAAUCAAGUUUAGAAAUUGAUAGUGUGGGUAAAAAAAAUAAAUCAAGUCUUGAUUUAACAGGUGGUAAAUCAUUAGAUCAAUCAAUUGAAUUGGAAAAUUCAUUUUCAAGUAUUUCAAAAUCAAUUGAUAUUGUUGUAAAUAAUGAAACAAAUAAUUCAAUUUUAAAUACAGAUAAUAGUAAUACUUUAAAUAACUCUAUAAUUGAAGAAAAUAAUAAUUGA
Molecule: messenger RNA, 1074 nt
Organism: Dictyostelium discoideum AX4
Lineage: Eukaryota; Evosea; Eumycetozoa; Dictyosteliales; Dictyosteliaceae
Exons: 3
Coding region: 1-1074 (357 amino acids)
Source: RefSeq, a predicted model, not a curated record